Molecule: messenger RNA, 2521 nt
Organism: Engraulis encrasicolus (European anchovy)
Lineage: Eukaryota; Metazoa; Chordata; Actinopteri; Clupeiformes; Engraulidae
Gene: ift38
Product: clusterin associated protein 1
Exons: 12
Coding region: 378-1679 (433 amino acids)
Biological process (GO): cilium assembly
Cellular component (GO): cilium; intraciliary transport particle B; centrosome
Source: RefSeq, a predicted model, not a curated record
UUGACUCCGGACAGUAGCAAAGACAUGCUAGAUAGUUAGCAGAAGUGCUAAACACCUGUUAACCUCGUAUUAUCUUAUUUUGGGUUGUGCAAUAUAUAUAUAACGUCAUAAAGUCUUUUGUCGGUAUUCUUAGUAGACACGGGUGGUUGAAUUGUAUAUACGUGUAGAUAAGACAUCCAGUAGCAAGGAUAGGAAAAGGAUAACAACAUUAGCUAUCGCGUUGAAAUCGUAUAGCCUACUUACUGUCAAAAGCGACAUAAUAUCGUUGUCUCAUGCCAUAGAUUGUAUGUCUCGUGCAUACGUUUAACAUUUCGCUGCUAUAUAUUCUGCAUGACCGAAGUACUCCUAACAACAAAGUCCAACGUCCUGACCACACGAUGUCUUACAGAGAUUUAAGAAAUUUUACUGAGAUGAUGAGGGCGCUUGGCUACCCACGAUUGAUCUCCAUGGAGAAUUUUCGCACCCCCAACUUUCCUCUUGUGGCGGAGAUCCUUAUCUGGCUGGUGAAGAGGUACGAACCUCAAAUGGAUAUCCCAAGUGACAUAGAUUCAGAAUCCGACCGGGUCUUCUUCAUUAAAGCAGUGGCUCAGUUCAUGGCGACCCAGGCCCACAUCAAGGUGAACACCAAGCGGCUGUACCAGGCGGAUGGCUACGCGGUGCGGGAGCUCCUGAAGAUGACAUCACUGCUUUACGGCGCCAUGAAGACCAAUCAGAGUGCUGCGGGGGACCAGCAGCGCGACGACAGCACCAAGUUCAAGUUUGACCUCGGCGCCAAGAUUGCAGAUCGGAAGGCGGCUCGUCAGCUGGGUUCGGAGAUCACGGCCAAAGGGGCCAGCCUGUACGACCUGCUGGGCCGAGAAGAGGACCUGAGAGAGAGCCGGCAGAUGGCCAUUGCCCGGCCCCUGGAGAUCAACGACACGGAGAAGGCACUCAGGGCCGCCAUCAAAGACGUCGUGGAGAACGUGCAGCGUACGAAAGAGCAGCUGAACAAUGUGGCGGCGGACGAGCAGAGUCUGGACGCCAAGAUCGAGAAGAAGAGGCAGGAGCUGGAGAGGAACCAGAAACGGCUGCAGACACUACAGACCGUACGGCCGGCGUUCAUGGAUGAGUAUGAGAAGAUCGAGGAGGAGCUCCAGAAGCAGUACGAGACGUACGUGGAGAAGUUCCGCAACCUCAGCUUCCUGGAGCAGCAGCUGGAGGACCACCACCGUAUGGAGCAGGAGAGAUUUGAGGAGUCGGAGAAUGCCAUCCGCAUGAUGCAGACCAAGCUACGAGAGGAGGAGAGGAGACUAAUGAGAAGUGGAGCCCGUGAUGAGGGUUCAGACAUGGAGAUACCAGACGAUGAAGGCUCAGACAGCGAGAUGGAUGAGAACAAACCAUCCAGACUUCGACCCCCAAUACAAGCACCCUUAGCAGCCAGAGCUGGAGCGCGCAUCAUUGGGACCAUGCAUGGAGGAGAGAACGAAGAGUCGGAGGACAGCGAGAUCGACGUGGAUGACGAUGACGAGGAUGAUGAAGAUGACGAUGAAGACGAGGAUGAUGAGGAGGAGGAGGAGGAUGAGGAAGGGGACGACUACGAGGCCGGAGACCUGGACAAGGACCUCAGCCUGGAGCCCAAACGACCCACCAGGGGCGCCAUGAGGCCGCCGUUACAGGAGGAGAGCGACAACGACUUUUAACACACACACACACACACGGACCUCAUGGAGCCCAAAUGAUAACAGCAACUUUUAACACACACACACACACACACACACACACACACACACACACACACACACACACACACACACACACACACACACACACAUACUUAUUAGUCAUUUUCCUUUACAAGCCGUUGCAUUCUGUCAUACCCCAUCACAUGCCUUAUCAGCACUUCUGACGCACACACACACACACACACACACACACACACACACAGCAAUGUAAAAUGUCAAGUGAAUUAGCAAAUUGAGCAAACCCCAUACUCACGUGUAUAUAGAAUGGAAUGCACACUUUUUUUCUCCAGAUACCAGUGUAUGUCACUCUGCGUUCCACCCCUCUCAAUCUUGACAUGAGUCACCACAACUUGCCAUGUCAGACCCAAACCACACUCUCUCUCUCUCUCUCUCUCUCUCUCUCUCUCUAUCGCUCUCUCUCUCUCUCUCUCUCUCUCUCUAUCGCUCUCUCUCUCACACACACACACUUAUACACACACCACAACUUUACAUCACGAUGUAGACCAGUAAUUUAAAGGCCAUUUGCAUAUGUGGUGCUUAAUGUGCAGAGAGGAAGUGUGCGUGUGUGUGUGUGUGUGUGUGUGUGUGUGUGUGUGUGUGUGUGUGUGUGUGUGUGUGUGUGUGUGUGUGUGUGUGUGCGUGUGUGUGUGUGUGUGUGUGUGUGUGUGUGUGUGUUUGAGAGAGAGAGUACGACAGAGGACUAUAAUCAGAUUUAUUGGUUUGUUUUUUGUAUGUGUUGACUUUUUAUAAAAGGUAAUUGGCUUGCCACUCUGUGUAAGUAACAAUUCAUCUGUUUGAUA